Paramuricea clavata is the source of this 375-nucleotide messenger RNA. The record is from the annotation of a GenBank genome assembly. Lineage: Eukaryota; Metazoa; Cnidaria; Anthozoa; Malacalcyonacea; Plexauridae.
AUGUCAGAUCUUAAAGGAGCACUUGAUGAAAUCAAGCAUUCUCUCACACAAGGCAGUCAUUUAUUGGACAAUUUUUCAGGACACUGUUUUUCACCUCAUUUAGUGGAUGAUGUAGUCAAGAACUGUUCCAGAAUAUUUACCAUAGGUGACAUACUUGAUACUUGCCCUGUAUUCUCAUUUGAAAAUGCUAUCAAAAUACUGGUUAUUCAAGAAAUUUUUUUGGACAUCCCAAACUUUGAUUACACAAUGGAACUGCUAAUAGGAAGCAAGGUAAGCAAGGAAACAUAUUUGUGGGAAUUGGAUGAAGCACUGAAGGAUGUAAAUGUACAUAAUGAAUUGUCCUCAGACAGUGAUGAUGAUCUUCCACAUGUUUGA